UUAAACCUCAUCGAAGAAGAAAGAAGCUUGAGCGCAUCUGUUGUCCCUCCGAUUUAUAUCCUCACUCUUUGCUUUUUCUGUCAUUCUGCGCCCCGGCCACCUGCUUGACCAUGGCUCUGUUGAAGUCCAGCAAGGUCAUCUCCAGUAUUGGGACUUUCUCCCCAUCCCUGGGAGUAUUGUCUACCCGUAACAGCUCAUGGUGGGGUGGAGUGCAGAUGGGUCCCCCUGACCCCAUCCUGGGGGUGUCUGAGGCCUUCAAGAGGGACACCAGCCCGAAGAAGAUGAACCUGGGGGUGGGAGCCUACAGGGACGACCACGGCAAACCCUUUGUGCUCGAUUGUGUCCGCAAGGCAGAGGCUCUGAUUGCUUCCAAGCAGUUGGAUAAAGAGUAUCUGGCCAUCGGUGGUCUGGCGGACUUCACCAAGUCCUGCGCUCAGCUAGCCUUGGGGGCUGACAGUGAGGUCCUCAAGAGUGGCAGGAACAUCACUGUCCAGACCAUCUCAGGAACCGGCUCUCUGUGCAUUGGAGCCAACUUCCUGUCUCGUUUCCACAGUGCGUCCCGUGACGUGUACCUGCCCAAGCCCUCCUGGGGGAACCACACACCCAUCUUCAGAGAUGCUGGCAUGCAGCUGAAAGCCUACCGCUACUACGACCCCUCCACCUGUGGCUUCGACUUCAACGGGGCGCUCGACGACAUCUCUAAAAUGCCAGAGAAGAGUGUGAUCAUGCUGCAUGCCUGUGCCCAUAACCCCACCGGUGUGGACCCCAAGCCUGAGCAGUGGAAAGAGAUCGCUGACCUGGUGAAGAAAAGGGACCUGUUGGUGUUCUUUGACAUGGCCUACCAGGGUUUUGCCAGUGGAGAUAUUGAUCGUGAUGCCUGGGCUGUUCGUCACUUCAUCGAGCAGGGCCACAAAAUUGUCCUGUCUCAGUCCUUCGCUAAGAACAUGGGCCUCUAUGGUGAGCGAGUGGGAGGGUUCACUGUGGUGUGUAACGAUGCAGAGGAAGCUAAGAGGGUAGAGUCUCAGCUGAAGAUUCUGAUCCGGCCAAUGUACUCCAACCCUCCAAUGAAUGGAGCCAGAAUCGCUGCCACUAUUCUCAACACACCAGACCUUUAUAAAACCUGGUUGGAGGAGGUCCACGGCAUGGCCAACCGCAUCAUCAAGAUGAGGGAGCAGCUGGCGGCCAACCUGAAAAACGAGGGCUCCACUCUCGACUGGCAGCAUGUCAUCGACCAAAUCGGCAUGUUCUGCUUCACAGGCCUCAAGCCUGAACAGGUUGAGCGUCUGACUAAGGAGUUUUCAGUGUACAUGACCAAGGAUGGUAGAAUCUCCAUGGCAGGCGUCACUUCCAGCAACGUGGGAUACCUAGCGCAUGGAAUCCACGCCGUCACUAAGUAAAAAGGAGAAUGCUGGGAGAAACAGCGGGGUACGGUGGUGCUGGACACAAUCCAAAUGAAAAUAACUGAAAAAUAGCAUUUUGUGUCAUUUUACUCUCCCUGCCCUCUCCACCCAGACUGUCAAUUGUUCAACUUUGACCUCAACCCUCCUCGCGGUAGGGAUGUUGUUUAAAUGGUUAGUUCCCUGUGACCUCCCCAAUGAGGCCACCAUGUCAAAGGUUGUUUAGUGAUGGUCCAAUGAUCUGCCCUACAUUUGACUAAUGAGCUGAUGUCUCUCUUCUACGCUUAUUUAUUGUAUGUCAAAGGUUAAUAUUAAUUAACUUAAUAAAUGGCUUAAUAAUGACAGGUUAACAUUGUAUUUUAAACCUACUCUGCCUGCUGUGGUCCAAAUUACUGUAAGGCUACAGAUGAGUUUACCAACACUUAGGCUCUGUUGUGUGUGUGUGAGAAUUGUGAACUCUUGUCUGUCAUUGCAUAUUUCUGUAGGAUAUGAAAGUUCAACGUUUCCUCAACAUCAGUAGAGUAGCAGAAAACAAUUAGUUAUAAGAUGGUGCCAGACAAUCUUUAGAUGAGAUACAGUCAUUGAUAUUUUAAUAUGCUUUAGAAAUGGACAAUAAUGUAUGAUCAUUCAGUCCUUUCACUCAGCCUCUCUUGCAUUUCCACUUGCAUUAUCUUGUCUUCAAUACUCACUAUAAAUAAUUAUAUUACUGUAAA
Oncorhynchus keta (chum salmon) is the source of this 2110-nucleotide messenger RNA. RefSeq names its product aspartate aminotransferase, mitochondrial-like. Gene Ontology annotation, molecular function: L-aspartate:2-oxoglutarate transaminase activity; pyridoxal phosphate binding. The transcript is spliced from 10 exons. Gene Ontology annotation, cellular component: mitochondrion. Gene Ontology annotation, biological process: biosynthetic process; L-aspartate catabolic process. Lineage: Eukaryota; Metazoa; Chordata; Actinopteri; Salmoniformes; Salmonidae. The coding region runs from base 111 to 1397 and encodes 428 amino acids. The record is from RefSeq and is a predicted model, not a curated record.